Messenger RNA from Quercus lobata, 354 nucleotides. RefSeq lists its product as uncharacterized. Bases 1 to 354 code for a protein of 117 amino acids. NCBI's taxonomy places the organism in Eukaryota, Viridiplantae, Streptophyta, Magnoliopsida, Fagales, Fagaceae. The record is from RefSeq and is a predicted model, not a curated record. The transcript has a single exon.
AUGAAUUUUCAUCCAAUCUUGAGUUUUUCGGAAGAAGACGAGAUCGGAACCAUCCAGCCUCACGACAAUGCGCUGUUGAUCACUCUCAGAAUCGGGGACUACGAUGUGAAAAGAGUGAUGGUGGAUGGUGGCAGUGGGGCCGAGGUUAUGUACCCCAGCCUCUGCAAGGGGCUGGGGUUAAAACUGGAAGAUUUGAUGCCCUAUAACUUUCCUCUGAUGAGCUUCGACGGAAAGCUUGUCAUUCCAAAGGGCAUGAUUAGGCUACCCAUCCAAACUGGCCCAGAGAUAGUGGAGGUGAAUUUUAUCGUGGUGGAUACCUACUCUCCCUAUACAGCCAUCGUCGAUAGGCCCUGA